AUGAUCGCGAAGUCAAGAUUAGGCGAAGACCAUGUUGCGAUCCUCCGCAAGCUAUUUGAGCGCCUACGUAAAUACCGAUUACGCCUCAAUCCCGCAAAGCGUGUAUUUGGGGCAAGGUCCGGGAAAUUAUUGGGCUUCAUGGUCGGUAGUAGGGGCAUCGAGAUCGAUCCGUCCAAGGUGAAGGCCAUAUGCGAGCUACGACCCCCAUCUUCUGUGAAGGAAGUUCGCGAUUUGCUGGGGAGAUUGAACUAUGUGGCAAGAUUCAUAUCCCGGCUAUCAGAGAUCGCCAGGCCAUUUUUCAAGCUUCUCAAGAAGAAUGCAAAGAUUGUAUGGGAUAUUGAAUGUCAGACCGCUUUCCUGAAAAUUCAGCAUUAUCUGACCCAUUCCCCGUUUCUGGUUCCGCCUGUUCCUGGUGUGCCUCUAAUCCUUUAUCCGACCAUUCACAAGGAGUCCUUGGGAGUCAGAUUGGAGCGAAAAAGACCAUCAGAUGGAAAAGAAUGCGCAAUAUACUAUCUCAGCAAGAAAUUCUCCGAUUCCCAAGCCAAUUACUCGGAGGUCGAGAAGACUUGCGUAGCUUUAGUUUGGGUAUUACACAGAUUGCGGCAGUAUACCCUUCACCAUCAGAUUAUGUUAACCACCGAAUGUGAUCCCAUCAAGUAUCCGCUGGAAAAGCCGGCGUUGGUUGGAAAAUUGGCCAAGUGGCAGAUUCUUAUUUCCGAGUUCGAUGUGCGGACCAUGACACAGAAGUCGGUGAAAGGUCGAGCUAUAGCAGACAUGUUAGCAGAGAGCGCUGCAGGAUCACAGAUUGAAGAUGGGAUAGAUCCUCUCGAUGAUCGUGUUUUACCGAUCACUACAGAAAAGUGGAUCAUGUACUUCGACGGAGCUGUUAGCUUAUCCGGAUCCGGCACGAGGGCAGUCCUUAUCUCUCCGGAUGGCCAACACUAUCCAGUAGCCGCUAAGUUAUUGUUUCCGUGCACCAAUAACAUCGCUGAAUACGAGGCCUGCAUUCUCGGGCUACAGGCUGCCGUAGAGAUGGAAAUCCGAAGACUGCAGGUUUAUGGCGACUCUGCUCUCAUUAUCCUUCAGACAGAAGGCAAGUGGAAAACUCGUGACCCGAAGUUGAUCCCAUAUCACGAGUUUCCGGAAGAUAUAAUCGAAGAGUUUGAUGAGAUAGCGUUCGAGUAUCUUCCCGAGCCCGAGAACCGGGUCGCAGACGCGUUGGCCACCUUAUCCUCAAUGUUCCAAGUGACUGCGGGUUCGGACAUCGAGCCAUUGAGAAUUGAAAUCUUGAAGCAUUCUGCUUACUCCAUGCUAAUAGAAGAAGAGGCAGAUAGAGAGCCCCGGUAUCAAGAUAUUAAGGUUUACCUGCAGACCGGAGAGUUUCCUGAAGGUAGUGAAGCGGCUGACAGGAAAUAUCCGAUGAAACUGUCUUCAAAGUUUUUCCUCGGCGGCGAUGCGUUGUACAAGAGGUCAUAUGACUCCGUUCUUCUGAGAUGCGUUGAUGCCAAGGAGGCCAAUCGGUUGAUGACCGAAAUCCAUGAGGCCAAGAACGUAGCCAGGUUUUUACGUCAAGAUAUAUUUGCCCGAUAUGGAGCGCCGGAGGCUAUAAUCACUGACAACGGCUCAAACCUCAACAACAAGGUGGUUGAUGAGGUUCUUGAGAUUCCAUCACUCAGGAUUCCAUCACGAUUGAAACUAUCAGAAGCAGAGUGGAUUCAACAGAGAUAUGAACAGUUGAAUAUGAUCGACGAGAAAAGACUGCAGGCUAUCUGUCAUGGUCGGUUUUACCAGAAACGUGUGGCAAAGUCGUUCAAUCGUAAAGUUCGUCCCCGGCUUUUCGAGAUCGGUGACUUGGUGUUGAAGAAGAGAUUAGCAUUUAUACCGCACCCCGGAGGCAAGUUCACGCCAAACUAUAAAGGGCCAUAUUUGAUCAAGAAAGUCCUCCCUGGUGGCGCGUUGAUUUUAGGCGAGAUGGACGGCCGUGUCCGGUCGAGCCCAGUAAAUGCCGAUAUGGUGAAGAAGUAUUUCCCAUGA
This is a messenger RNA of Rhodamnia argentea, 2034 nucleotides long. RefSeq lists its product as uncharacterized. The transcript has 3 exons. The record is from RefSeq and is a predicted model, not a curated record. NCBI's taxonomy places the organism in Eukaryota, Viridiplantae, Streptophyta, Magnoliopsida, Myrtales, Myrtaceae. Gene Ontology annotation, molecular function: nucleic acid binding; RNA-DNA hybrid ribonuclease activity. Bases 1 to 2034 code for a protein of 677 amino acids.